CCACAGAACGGAGGGCGAAUCGGCGUCGGCGGCAGCUGCAGGGCCAUGCCUGCUGUUGCUGCACAGCCGGCGACUGUGGCAGCCGAGUGCACGGCGGCCACGGCGGGCGCGGAAUCUGCCGAUGCGCCGGAAGCAUCGCCGGCCACGGCAAGCACAAAUGCGGAGGAUGGUGAGCCAAUGGCUGGUGUCGAGCAGGUUGAACUGAUGCCGUACGCAUCAACUACGGCCACAAGAAGUUCAGAGGCUGCAGCAUCAAAGGCACCAAAAAGAUUGAAAGUUAUUGAUUUGAAAUCUUUGUGGACUAGAGCAGCAGCUAAACCCAAAUUAUCUACAGCCAGUGCCUCCACUCCAUUACUGCAAACUGUGGAAAGUAGAAUUCAAAGUGAUACCCCUUCUGUUCACUUGCAAACACAUAAUGAACUUGAAGUGGAACCAGAAGUGGCAAGCACAGAGCCUCAAGUUGUGGGAGAUGCAGCAAUAAUCCAUGAAGACCAACAUGAGGGAAUUGAUGAUGACGAUCAUGAGGCAUUUUAUGAUAUUGAUUGGCUUCCACAUGAUCCUGGGGAGAGGAUUGCCAUAUCAGAUUAUAAUGUUAAUGAUCAAGCUGCCGGAUUAGCAUGUCGUGGACAUGAUGAAAGUGAUGAGUCUCUUAACAAAGGAAAUUUUCUUGAACUUCUAAAUUGGCUAGCAGAAAGUUUUGAGGAUGUUAACAAGGUUGUUCUAAAGAAUGCUCCAAAGAACUGCAAGCUGACCUCCCCUAUGAUACAAAAAGAGCUCAUAAACUGUUGUGCCAAAGAGACCACUAAACUUAUUAUAGAAGAUCUUGGUGAUGACUACUUUGCAAUACUUGCGGAUGAAUCUAGUGAUGUGUACCAAAAGGAACAAUUAGCUCUUUGCAUACAUUAUGUUGAUAAGAAAGGAAGGGUAGUUGAGAGAUUUCUUGGUAUUGUCCAUGUGGAGAACACUACCUCGUUGACACUGAAAAAUGCUAUUGAGAAACUACUUAUGGAUCAUUCAUUGAGCUUGUCUAGAAUUCGUGGGCAGGGAUAUGAUGGUGCUAGCAACAUGAAAGGUGCACUUAACGGCCUAAAGAAAUUAAUUAUGGAUUAUGUGCAUUGCUUUGCACAUCAGCUUCAGUUAACCCUUGUGGCUGUUGCCAAAGAAAAUCAAGAUUGCAAAUGUUUCUUUGAGCAACUUGGGUUGUUGUUGGCAGCCAUCGGGAAUUCUUGCAAGAGGUUGCAAAUGCUUCGAGUUGCUCAAGCGGAUCAUGUUAUUGAAGCAUUAGAGUUGGGUGUAAUUGAAAGUGGCCGUGGUUUGAAUCAAGAAAUGGGUUUAGGUAGGCCUGGAGAUACUCGUUGGGGGUCUCACUACAAAACGAUACAACAUAUUAUUCUCAUGUAUGAGCCUAUCCGAAAGGUGCUGCAAGAAAUUGGAGAUGAUCCUGAAUACAAAGAAUCAGGGAAAGCUGAAAUGGCCUUGUGUUCACUUGAGUCAUUUGAAUUUGUGUUCCUUGCACAUUUGUUGGACACCAUAUUUGGCUACACAGAUGACCUUAAUUGUUCUUUGCAAAAGAGGGAUCAAGACGUUGUCAAUGCCAUUUUUCCCAUAUAUUUGACAAAGACUCAGCUUGAGUUAUUGCGGGAGGAUAAUGGAUGGGAGAGCUUUCUUGCUGAUGUUACUUCUUUUUUUGUGAAGCGCAAGAUAGAUGUUCCCAAUAUGGAUGACAUAUACAAGGCAGCUGGAAGGUCAAAGAGGAAGUAUGUCAAACUCACAAAUUAUCAUCGUUUCAAAGUUGACAUGUUUUUAGGCAUCAUUGAUAGGCAACUUAAGGAGCUCAAUGAUAGGUUUGACGAGGUAAACACUGAUUUGCUUAUCUAUAUGUCAUCAUUCAAUCCCAAGGAUUCAUUUGCUACAUUUGACAAGGAGAACUUGAUGAAACUUGCUAAAUUUUAUCCCAAAGAUUUUUCAGUCACCGAGUUGAGGUGUCUAUCCUAUCAACUUGGUAAAUUCAUUAUUGAUGUGCGUGGUGAUGAAAGAUUUAGGAAGGUGAAGAAUAUUGCUGAGCUUUCAGUCUUACUUGUUGAAACAGAUAAACAUGCCAUACACGCAUAUGUGUACAAGCUUUUGAAAUUAGUGUUGUUGCUACCAGUUGCAACAGCAAGUGUCGAAAGGGCAUUUUCAGCUUUGAAUUUUGUGAAGAACAAGCUAAGAAAUAGCAUGGGGGAUCAAUACUUAAAUGAUUGCUUGGCUCCAUUUAUUGAGAAGGAAUUUUUCCUACGUGUUGCUGAUGAAGACAUCAUCUCCCGUUUCCAAAAGCCACCUCGUCGAGUUAAUUUGUAA
Panicum virgatum (switchgrass) is the source of this 2340-nucleotide messenger RNA. RefSeq names its product zinc finger MYM-type protein 1-like. Lineage: Eukaryota; Viridiplantae; Streptophyta; Magnoliopsida; Poales; Poaceae. The record is from RefSeq and is a predicted model, not a curated record. Gene Ontology annotation, molecular function: protein dimerization activity. The transcript is spliced from 3 exons. The coding region runs from base 46 to 2340 and encodes 764 amino acids.